AUGUCUACAGCUACUCGGCGAGGCACGGUGUAUCCUUCUACCUCGGUACAUCGCCGCUACCAAGACGUCGCUUUCCAGAGCCGGGUUCAUGGGCACCACCAGCGUCUUCUCGAGCAGCAUGGCAUGCUACAGGCCAACCCCCAGAUCAGACGGUUUGCAUGGUACGCCCCGUAUUUUCAAGUAUGGCAUCCCAUCCUGUACGUCCUUGACACUCUCCACGCCGAACCAGACCAUAAAGACGCAGAAAAGGCGUGGCGGUAUAUACAGUCUGUGUAUGAGAGGAACCCGUCUAUGAUAUGGGAUAUGAACCGACCGGUCCAUCUCGCCAUGAGGAAUGCGUGCUUAAAAGCAUAUGCCGUGAGGAAUACCCAGCUGGAGCUUCUGUUUAUCGCUCAGCUUCAAAGGCCUGUUGAUAUGAAAGAGAUGGAGUUGAAUGAUGGGAUGCUGGAUUUGGAAAGUAUUUUUGAAGAUGAUCUCUUCAGAAAUGCUCUCUUCCAUAUCUAA
Molecule: messenger RNA, 504 nt
Organism: Penicilliopsis zonata CBS 506.65
Lineage: Eukaryota; Fungi; Ascomycota; Eurotiomycetes; Eurotiales; Aspergillaceae
Exons: 1
Coding region: 1-504 (167 amino acids)
Source: RefSeq, a predicted model, not a curated record